AUGCUGAACCCCGACAUACCAGAAGGUUCCUUUGUCCGCGGGCUCACGGGGUCUUUCAUUUACGCAGUGACGGAUCUUAUCCUUUUGCGGCACCGACGGAGCGACUUGGAUGCUCGAAACAUUUCAGAUAUUCUGGAGCGGUUAUGCAAAAACUUGGUGGACCAGGACCUCGACGAGGUCCUGAUUCCGGGUCCACGGCCUGGUGGCCUCACGAAGCGGAGGUUGGGCCUGGACCUGUGGUUCGGGCUGCUGACGGGGAGCCCCGACGUUCCGAGUUUGGUUUUUGCUUUGUAA
Symbiodinium necroappetens is the source of this 294-nucleotide messenger RNA. NCBI's taxonomy places the organism in Eukaryota, Dinophyceae, Suessiales, Symbiodiniaceae. The record is from the annotation of a GenBank genome assembly.